UACGUCAUUGGAAUACAUGGACCCGUCCCGGAUGCCGUACUAAACCCGGACAGGAUGUGGCUUUGAAGUACGUUACCAAAAUGUGUUAGCUAAGAACAACGACUUGUAAGCAUCAUGACAAAAACAUGUUCCCCCAAGAAAAAAUAGCAUUUGUAUCAAAGUAGAGGAUCGUGGCGGGGAUGUGGCUACGUUAUGGGAAACGUUUUCGGGAGAAAGAGUCGCCCUUCUCGAGUUACAGAACAAGACCGAGCGAUUCUGCAACUGAAACAGCAGAGAGAUAAACUUAAGCAUUACCAGAAGAGAGUCACCCUGCAGCUGGAGAAGGAGAGGAGUCUGGCCAAGCAGCUGCUGAAGGAUGGAAAGAAAGAAAAGGCACUGGUUCUUCUCAAGAAGAAGCGUUAUCAGGAUCAACUGCUAGACAAGACUGAGAAGCAGAUAUCAAACCUGGAACGCAUGGUUCAAGACAUUGAGUUUGCCCAGAUCGAGAUGAAAGUCAUUGAGGGGCUGAAGGUUGGAAAUGACUGUCUGAAGAGUAUGCAUGAGGCCAUGUCACUAGAGGACGUGGAGAGGAUCAUGGAUGAGACCCAGGAUGCUAUAGAAUACCAGAGGCAAAUAGAUGAGAUGCUGUCAGGCUCCCUGACUCAGGAGGAUGAGGAUGCUGUGCUAUCUGAGCUGGAGGCUAUCACUCAGGGUGAAGAUGUAGAACUACCAGAGGUCCCCACUGAGCCUCUACCAGAGGUCCCAGAACCAGCUGAGACAGAGCCAGAGAGAAGACCAGCAAGGAACAAGGAGAACAGAGAGAUGCUGGCAGCGUAGAGACAAGACUCAACAAUAACAACAGUAGAUGGAGCUAGUCCAACUGACUCAAUAACAGUAGCUGUGGAUGGAGCUAGUCCAACUGACUCAAUAACAGUAGCUGUGGAUGGAGCUAGUCCAACUGACUCAAUAACAGUAGCUGUGGAUGGAGCUAGUCCAACUGACUCAAUAACAACAACAGUAGCUGUGGAUGGAGCUAGUCCAACUGACUCAACAACAUCAACAGUAGCUGUGGAUGGAGCUAGUCCAACUGACUCAACAACAUCAACAGUAGCUGUGGAUGGAGCUAGUCCAACUGACUCAAUAACAACAGCUGUGGAUGGAGCUAGUCCAACUGACUCAAUAACAACAGCUGUGGAUGGAGCUAGUCCAACUGUCUCAACAACAGUAGCUGUGGAUGGAGCUAGUCCAACUGACUCAAUAACAACAACAGUAGCUGUGGAUGGAGCUAGUCCAACUGACUCAACAACAUCAACAGUAGCUGUGGAUGGAGCUAGUCCAUCUGACUCAAUAACAACAGUAGCUGUGGAUGGAGCUAGUCCAACUGACUCAACAACAUCAACAGUAGCUGUGGAUGGAGCUAGUCCAACUGACUCAAUAACAUCAGUAGCUGUGGAUGGAGCUAGUCCAACUGACUCAAUAACAGUAGCUGUGGAUGGAGCUAGUCCAACUGACUCAACAACAUCAACAGUAGCUGUGGAUGGAGCUAGUCCAACUGACUCAACAACAACAACAGUAGCUGUGGAUGGAGCUAGUCCAACUGACUCAACAACAUAAACAGUAGCUGUGGAUGGAGCUAGUCCAACUGACUCAAUAACAACAGUAGCUGUGGAUGGAGCUAGUCCAACUGACUCAACAACAUCAACAGUAGCUGUGGAUGGAGCAAGUACAACUGACUCAACAACAUCAACAGUAGCUGUGGAUGGAGCUAGUCCAACUGACUCAAUAACAACAAUAUCAACAGUAGCUGUGGAUGGAGCUAGUCCAACUGACUCAACAACAUCAACAGUAGCUGUGGAUGGAGCUAGUCCAACUGACUCAACAACAUCAACAGUAGCUGUGGAUGGAGCUAGUCCAACUGACUCAACAACAACAACAGUAGCUGUGGAUGGAGCUAGUCCAACUGACUCAACAACAACAAUAUCAACAGUAGCUGUGGAUGGAGCUAGUCCAACUGACUCAACAACAACAAUAUCAACAGUAGCUGUGGAUGGAGCUAGUCCAACUGACUCAACAACAUCAACAGUAGCUGUGGAUGGAGCUAGUCCAACUGACUCAACAACAUCAACAGUAGCUGUGGAUGGAGCUAGUCCAACUGACUCAAUAACAACAACAGUAGCUGUGGAUGGAGCUAGUCCAACUGACUCAACAACAACAGUAGCUGUGGAUGGAGCUAGUCCAACUGACUCAACAACAUGAACAGUAGCUGUGGAUGGAGCUAGUCCAGCUGACUCAAUAACAACAACAGUAGCUGUGGAUGGAUCUAGUCCAACUGACUCAACAACAACAGUAGCUGUGGAUGGAGCUAGUCCAACUGACUCAAUAACAACAUCAGUAGCUGUGGAUGGAGCUAGUCCAACUGACUCAACAACAUCAGUAGCUGUGGAUGGAGCUAGUCCAACUGACUCAACAACAUCAACAGUAGCUGUGGAUGGAGCUAGUCCAACUGACUCAAUAACAACAGCUGUGGAUGGAGCUAGUCCAACUGUCUCAACACAGUAGCUGUGGAUGGAGCUAGUCCAACUGACUCAGUAACAACAACAGUAGCUGUGGAUGGAGCUAGUCCAACUGACUCAACAACAUCAACAGUAGCUGUGGAUGGAGCUAGUCCAACUGACUCAAUAACAACAGUAGCUGUGGAUGGAGCUAGUCCAACUGACUCAAUAACAACAGUAGCUGUGGAUGGAGCUAGUCCAACUGACUCAAUAACAACAGUAGCUGUGGAUGGAGCUAGUCCAACUGACUCAACAACAUCAACAGUAGCUGUGGAUGGAGCAAGUCCAACUGACUCAACAACAUCAACAGUAGCUGUGGAUGGAGCAAGUCCAACUGACUCAACAACAUCAACAGUAGCUGUGGAUGGAGCUAGUCCAACUGACUCAACAACAACAAUAAUCACAGCAGCUGUGGAUGGAGCUAGUCCAACUGACUCAACAACAUCAACAGUAGCUGUGGAUGGAGCUAGUCCAACUGACUCAACAACAUCAACAGUAGCUGUGGAUGGAGCUAGUCCAACUGACUCAAUAACAACAACAAUAUCAACAGUAGCUGUGGAUGGAGCUAGUCCAACUGACUCAACAACAACAAUAUCAACAGUAGCUGUGGAUGGAGCUAGUCCAACUGACUCAACAACAUCAACAGUAGUUGUGGAUGGAGCUAGUCCAACUGACUCAACAACAUCAACAGUAGCUGUGGAUGGAGCUAGUCCAACUGACUCAAUAACAACAACAGUAGCUGUGGAUGGAGCUAGUCCAACUGACUCAACAUCAACAGUAGCUGUGGAUGGAGCUAGUCCAACUGACUCAACAACAUCAACAGUAGCUGUGGAUGGAGCUAGUCCAGCUGACUCAAUAAACAACAACAGUAGCUGUGGAUGGAGCUAGUCCAACUGACUCAACAACAACAGUAGCUGUGGAUGGAGCUAGUCCAACUGACUCAAUAACAACAACAGUAGCUGUGGAUGGAGCUAGUCCAACUGACUCAAUAACAACAUCAGUAGCUGUGGAUGGAGCUAGUCCAACUGACUCAAUAACAACAACAGUAGCUGUGGAUGGAGCUAGUCCAACUGACUCAACAACAACAACAGUAGCUGUGGAUGGAGCUAGUCCAACUGACUCAACAACAGUAGCUGUGGAUGGAGCUAGUCCAACUGACUCAACAACAACAACAGUAGCAGCUGUGGAUGAAGCUAGUCCAACUGACUCAAUAACAACAACAGUAGCAGCUGUGGAUGGAGCUAGUCCAUCUGACUCAACAACAUCAACAGUAGCUGUGGAUGGAGCUAGUCCAACUGACUCAACAACAGUAGCUGUGGAUGGAGCUAGUCCAACUGACUCAACAACAACAACA
Salvelinus fontinalis (brook trout) is the source of this 3885-nucleotide messenger RNA. RefSeq names its product charged multivesicular body protein 6-like. Gene Ontology annotation, cellular component: multivesicular body; ESCRT III complex. The transcript has 8 exons. The record is from RefSeq and is a predicted model, not a curated record. Lineage: Eukaryota; Metazoa; Chordata; Actinopteri; Salmoniformes; Salmonidae. The coding region runs from base 193 to 816 and encodes 207 amino acids. Gene Ontology annotation, biological process: late endosome to vacuole transport via multivesicular body sorting pathway; vesicle budding from membrane.